Messenger RNA from Chanos chanos (milkfish), 1524 nucleotides. RefSeq names its product interleukin 13 receptor, alpha 1 (gene il13ra1). The transcript has 10 exons. The coding region runs from base 196 to 1398 and encodes 400 amino acids. Gene Ontology annotation, molecular function: protein binding; cytokine receptor activity. The record is from RefSeq and is a predicted model, not a curated record. Gene Ontology annotation, cellular component: external side of plasma membrane. Lineage: Eukaryota; Metazoa; Chordata; Actinopteri; Gonorynchiformes; Chanidae. Gene Ontology annotation, biological process: cytokine-mediated signaling pathway.
GUGGUUCCGCAGCGAUACUACGCUCUCCUUCGAGUCUGGCUGGCACGACUAAAUUUUACUGAGUUGGACUUUCAUUGUGUUAUAUAACCGAUACAAUGGACAUAUUACUUUUGUUCUCUUAAACGCGAAAAACGUUAAAGUCUCGAUUUCAAGGGGUUUUCAGGAUUUAACGCUACGGUGGACCAACGCGUCAUCAUGUUCCACAGAUAUUUGGAUAUUUCCCUGUUCAUAUGCCUGUCUGUAGCGUUCGUCGGAGUUGAAAAUAAAUUAGAGUUUUUACCUGCACCAGAAUAUGUGAACCUUUCGUGGACGUCGGAAUUUGAUGUUAAGGUCACAUGGAAGGCACCUCGGGACUUGGAUCCAAGAUGUAAAGUUAAUUACACUUAUGACACAGCGCAGAACUGUUCAACGGCAGACAUUGGGAGUCACAAAACAAAUAACUUACAUUUCAACGAGAGCAUUACAACGGAACAUGGAAUUUGUUUCAGACUGAGAACUGUGCCUGCAGCCCAGACUUGUGACAAAUUCAAGAGCAAACCUGUGGACAUAAUUGUUCCGCCACACAAAGCCCUGGUGGAGGAUUUCAAAUGCAACUAUUCCUGCAUGAAAGCAUUUACCUGCACGUGGACUCCUGUCAGCAAUCUCCCAGACCUCAAGAUGUAUUACCGGUAUCGCUCAUCUCCACAUCUGUUUCCAUGUUCUGAGUACCAGUAUGAUGAACUGGUUAAAACAGGUUGUAAACUGAGUGGAAGUUUUCAGGAGGUUAUAGAUGUGUUUUUCCUGAUAAAUGGAACACAGGAUGGCAAAACUGUUCGAAAUACUUUUCAGAGGAGCCCAAACGAUUUAGUUAAACUCAAACCGCCUAAACCUGACGUAAAGCAGGAUGGAAUCAAGCUUCAUUUUGAAUGGACAGAUAACAAUGACUGCUCAGAGUGCCUGAAGUACCAGUACACGUACAAGAAAUGUAACAGUACUUACCUAAGUGAAGAGACUGAUAAACGUCAAGUGGAAUUGGAGUAUGACUUCGCCUGUCAGUACAAGUUCAGAGUGAAAUCAAUCUACAGCAGUAUUUGUGGUGAAGGAGACAGCGUGUGGAGUGAGGAGCUGAUCUUUGGUGAAGAUAGGGAUCCGAAAGGUUUUUCACUGGUGGCCUUUAUUGUCAUCCCAGUUACGCUGUCACUCUGUCUUAUCUUGGCUCUGGUCCUGUUUAGGAGACACAGGCACAUCAUUCUCCCCACGAUUCCAGAGCCGGCUUUAUUCUUCAAAGACAUGUUCGGCAAUAAGGAUCUGGCGGAUGUGAAGAGCGUAGGUGUACAGAAUCUCUACGUGCCUAUUGAGGAGGUAGUCGAGAGUAAGAUCACUUUGGAACCAGAACCCUCGCAGCUCCUGAAUCUCUGAAUCAUCACAGCCACUGAAAUGGAAAAAAGCAAUGCCUUUUACAGGUUACUUGCACUGCCUCAAUCUCUUCGUGAUGAUUACGGCUUCGGGGACAGGAAAACUCGACUUGGAACUUCCUUCCACUUU